Cygnus atratus (black swan) is the source of this 3909-nucleotide messenger RNA. It is a transcript of the gene XPO5, whose product is annotated as exportin 5. The record is from RefSeq and is a predicted model, not a curated record. Gene Ontology annotation, molecular function: nuclear export signal receptor activity; small GTPase binding; RNA binding. Gene Ontology annotation, cellular component: RNA nuclear export complex; nucleus; cytoplasm. Gene Ontology annotation, biological process: protein export from nucleus; RNA export from nucleus. Bases 96 to 3737 code for a protein of 1213 amino acids. Lineage: Eukaryota; Metazoa; Chordata; Aves; Anseriformes; Anatidae. The transcript is spliced from 33 exons.
GCCGCGCACGCGCGUAGAGCCUGCGCCGCGUGCUCCCUCCUCCUCCCACCCCGCACGCCGGCGGCCGGUGGCGCGGGGCCGCCGCCGCCAUCAUCAUGUCGGCCGAGCAGGUGAGCGGGCUGUGCGAGCAGCUGGUGAAGGCCGUGACGGUGAUCAUGGACCCGGCCUCCACGCAGCGCUACCGCCUGGAGGCGCUCAAGUUCUGCGAGGAGUUCAAGGAGAAGUGUCCCAUCUGCGUGCCCUGCGGGCUGAAGCUGGCCGAGAAGACGCAGACGGCCAUCGUCCGGCACUUCGGCCUGCAGAUCCUGGAGCAUGUGGUCAAGUUCCGCUGGAACAAUAUGCCUCGCCUGGAAAAGGUUUAUCUAAAGAACAAUGUCAUGGGUCUCAUAUCCAAUGGAACUCAAAGUAUUCUAGAGGAGGAAAGUCACAUUAAGGAUGUUCUGUCUCGCAUCGUGGUGGAGAUGAUCAAGCGUGAAUGGCCUCAGCACUGGCCUGAUAUGCUAAAGGAGCUGGAUACCCUCUCCAAGCAAGGGGAAACUCAGACAGAACUGGUGAUGUUCAUCCUCCUACGUUUGGCAGAGGACGUGGUGACUUUCCAAACGCUGCCUACCCAGCGGCGACGAGAUAUCCAGCAAACCCUCACCCAGAACAUGGAGAAGAUCUUCAGCUUCCUGCUGACUGCCCUGCAGCAGAAUGUCAACAAGUACAGGCGCAUGGUUGGAGCACCCCAGGAACAAGAAGCCCUCACCACUCCACAGAAGACCGAUCUGGCUCAGGAACCAAAGGCCCAGGCAAACUGCCGCGUGGGGAUAGCGGCACUCAACACGCUGGCUGGCUACAUUGAUUGGGUGGCCCUGAGCCACAUCACGGCAGACAACUGCAAGCUCUUGGAGAUGUUGUGUCUGCUCCUAAAUGAGCCUGAGCUCCAAAUAGGAGCAGCAGAGUGUCUCCUAAUUGCUGUCAGCAGGAAAGGGAAGCUGGAGGAUCGGAAACCUCUGAUGGUCUUGUUUGGAGAUGUUGCCAUGCACUACAUUCUCUCUGCUGCCCAAACAGCAGAUGGAGAAGGCCUGGUGGAGAAGCACUAUGUUUUCUUGAAGAGACUUUGCCAAGUUUUGUGCGCGUUGGGCAGCCAGCUGUGUGCGUUGCUAGGCUCAGAUUCUGAUGUGGAAACACCCGCCAACUUUGGAAAAUACCUUGACUCAUUUUUAGCCUUCACAACCCACCCCAGCCAGUUUCUGCGAUCCUCCACUCAGAUCACGUGGGGAGCCCUUUUUCGGCACGAGGUUCUGUCUCGCGACCCCUUGUUGCUGGCGAUGAUCCCCAAGUACCUUCGUGCGUCUAUGACCAACCUGGUGAAGGUGGGCUUUCCCUCUAAAGCAGACAGCCCCAGUUGUGAAUACUCUCGCUUCGAUUUUGACAGCGAUGAGGACUUCAAUGCCUUCUUCAACUCUUUCCGAGCCCAGCAAGGGGAGGUGAUGAGGAUGGCUUGUCGUCUGGACCCUCGAACUGGCUUCCAAAUGGCUGGUGAAUGGCUGAAGUACCAGCUCACAGCUCCUGUUGAUACUGGACCCAUGAACUCUAAGACAGGUGAAGGUCUCUGCUCCAUCUUCUCCCCAUCCUUUGUGCAGUGGGAUGCCAUGACCUUCUUCUCAGAGAGCGUCAUCAGCCAGAUGUUUCGAACCCUGGAUAAAGACGAAAUCCCGGUGAAUGACGGCAUAGAUCUCCUGCAGCUUGUCCUUAAUUUUGAAACAAAGGAUCCUCUCAUCCUGUCCUGUGUGCUCACCAAUGUCUCUGCUCUCUUCCCAUUUGUCACUUACCGACCAGAAUACCUACCACAAGUACUUUCCAAGCUGUUUGCUUCAGUUACCUUUGAAGUUGUAGAAGAAAGUAAGGCUCCUAGAACUCGAGCAGUGAAAAAUGUGAGAAGGCAUGCAUGCUCCUCAAUCAUAAAGAUGUGUCGGGAUUACCCUCAUCUUGUCCUGCCAAACUUUGAGAUGUUGUACAACCACGUAAAGCAGCUGCUCUCCAACGAGCUACUCCUGACCCAGAUGGAGAAGUGUGCACUUAUGGAGGCCCUCGUCCUCAUCAGCAACCAGUUCAAGGACUACGAGCGGCAGAAGGCUUUCCUGGAGGAGCUCAUGGCCCCCGUUGCUGGCUUGUGGCUCUCCGCAGAGAUGCAGAGAGUCCUCUCAGAUCCUGAAGCCUUUAUCUCCUACGUGGGCGCAGAUAACAAAAUUGCUGAUCCAGUCUUGGAAGAUCCUAGUGGCCUGAACCGCUCUAGAAUAAGCUUUUGUGUGUACACCAUUCUGGGAGUUGUGAAGCGAGCUCGUUGGCCUGCCGCCAUGGAAGAGGCGAAAGCUGGAGGAUUCCUGGUUGGGUUCAUGCCCAGUGGAGCUCCAAUCUACCGCAACCCCUGCACUGAGCAGGUCCUGAAGCUUUUUGACAACUUGCUUGCUCUCAUAAGGACUCACAACAAUCUCUACAUGCCAGAGAUGGUGGCUAAGCUGGGGGAAACAUUUGCAAAGGCUCUAGACAUGCUGGAGGUGGAGAAGAAUGCCAUCCUAGGUCUCCCUCAGCCUCUGCUGGAGCUUUAUGACUCUCCUGUUUACAAAACAGUCUUAGAAAGGAUGCAGGGUUUCUUUUGUACCCUCUACGACAACUGUUUCCACAUCCUGGGCAAUGCAGGCCCUUCCAUGCAGCAGGAUUUCUACACCGUUGAGGGUCUUGCCACCCAACUCCUCAGCUCAGCUUUCAUCAAUCUCAACAACAUUCCUGAUUACAGGCUGCGUCCCAUGCUCCGUGUGUUUGUGAAGCCCUUGGUACUCUCCUGCCCUCCGGAAUACUAUGAAACCCUUGUCUGCCCCAUGCUGGGACCACUCUUCACCUAUCUGCACAUGAGGUUGUCUCAGAAAUGGCAAGUGAUCAACCAGCGAAGCAUGCUCUGCGAGGACGAUGCUGCAGAUGACAACCCAGAGUCUCAGGAGAUGCUUGAGGAGCAGUUGGUCAGGCUGCUGACCCGAGAAGUCAUGGAUCUCAUCACCGUUUGCUGUGUUUCUAAGAAAGGCGCUGAGCAUAACUCUGCUGUUGCUGCAGAGGGAGAUGACGAUGAAGCAAUGGCCACAGAGGUGGCUCCUCCUGCCAGCGCAGAGCUCACCGAGCUUGGAAAGUGUCUGACGCAGCAGGAGGAUGUUUGCACUGCUCUGCUGGUCACUGCCUAUACGUCCCUCUCCUGGAAAGACACCUUGUCCUGCCAAAGAACCACAACCCAGCUUUGCUGGCCGCUGCUCAAACAGGUGCUUUCAGGGAACCUGCUGCCCGACGCCGUGUCCUGGUUUUUCACCGGCGUGCUGAAGGGCCUGCAGACGCACGGGCAGCACGACGGCUGCAUGGCCGCUCUCGUCCACCUGGCGUUCCAGAUCUACGAGGCCUUGCGCCCUCGCUAUGCUGAGCUGAAGGCCGUGAUGGAGCAGAUCCCGGACAUCCAGAAGGACUCCUUGGAGCAGUUUGAUUCAAAGCUGCUGAACCCAGCGCUGCAGAAGGUGGCAGACAAGCGCCGGAAGGAUCAUUUCAAGCGCCUCAUCACGGGUUGCAUUGGGAAGCCCCUUGGGGAGCAGUUCCGCAAGGACGUUCAUAUCCGGAACCUGCCGUCUCUCUUCAAAAAGGUGAAGCCAUCACUGGAGACAGAUGUGCUAGAAAACGAGGAUGGAGAAGGUCUUAAUACACUCUUUGAGCCCUGAGCCUGGGAUGCUGCAACUCUCUCCUCUCCUACCUUAUGUUUUGUCUCUUCUCAUAGUAAGCACAUUAGAUUCUCCUCGUCAUCGCCUCCAUCAGCGUUCGUCUGAAUAAAGCCCUUACAGGUCCCGUCCCGUUCUCCUCCCGACGCUGGGAUGGGGCCUGCAGUGGCAUCUG